AUGGAUUCAAUCGAGGCUCUUUUCCCUCGGGAUACCAGUGCUUGUACUGGAAGCAAGCAGUGGUAUGUCUGCAGCGUAGGGAAUUUUCGCGGAUGCUGCUCGAGUGAUCCAUGUGUGACGGGAAUUUGUCCAGACAGUGAGGACGAUAACACGAGUACUGCGACAACGUUAUCUGACCUGUCACUGACGAGAACCGUUGGGGCUAUCAACCGACUGCCUAACGUGACUCCAAGAACGACAACAACUUCGUCUAUGACUACUUUGACUGAGGCAGUGACUAUUUCAUCAGAAGAUCCAGCCACAACAGCGGUUUCUCCUUCUUCAUCCAAAUCCACAAUACCACUCACAGCCUCAGACCAUUCAACAACUACUGAUACAUUGACCUCCCCAGAAGCCACUGGGGCCACUACCCUUUCCUCGGCUCGGGCUGCAUCCCCUGGGGUGGCUUCUCCAUCUAGCACACCCACCAGCAUUCGAAAUGCAACGCAUUCAAACCGCGGGGCAAUAAUCGGCGGGGUGCUGGGAGGCCUGGCAGCUCUAGCACUGUUAGCCAUUCUAAUUUUCUGUUGUAUGCGCCGCAGAAGAAAGCAAGUCAAGCAUGGAAAGCGAUCAAAAGCCCUGUCAUGGUCUCCAUACGGCCGUAAUAACAAUGGCCGAGCAGCUGGAUCCGAGAUGAAGGAACCACAGCCCCCAUAUGAUAGCGAGGCAAAUAGUACGCAAACACUCCAGCAAUUAUCCAAAACAGCAAUAUACUUACCAACCACAACUAUAGGAUCAUUAACAACAUCCAGCACAGCCUCCCCAAUAAGCACAGAGACCAGACCCGGUGUUCAUCUGACUCCAAACCUAGUACUGACUUCGUCAUCAACGAAUCUCAUCUCACUAUCACCCCAGAAGAACCAAGUCCCACCAGCCCUUCCGCUAUCAACGGAGUUAUAUGCCUCAGUCCCAAACGGACAAGACUUCACCCCAGAGCUGCAAGACACGGGCUUCGCCCGACAGCGCGCUGAGCUAGCCUCGAACCCCCAAAGCGAAUGGAUCAACAUCCCUAUCAGCGAACGGCUACGCCAAAAUCCCAUUCGGUUGAAAACAGCCCCUAGAGUAUGGGAAUCACCCAGCCUAACACCCAUAGCAGCCAGUCCACGGGAGAGCCCAGUCAGGGAACCCAGACAGAGGCAGGGACAUACUCGCAGCCAGAGCGAGACUCGUGAUCCCAUGGGUAUGGGUCGAGUUGUCACUGCUGAUGGAGUCGUGCUGGGAGCGAAUUUGGAUCGGUAUUCUAAUGGAUUGGAGAUUGGUCGGUCUUUGGACCAGGAAAGGAGAAACGCCGAGGGUUCUGGUUCGGAUCAUGUCAUGAGCUUCAUGCAGUAUGGCAGGUCUGAGGAGGGUGUUGGUGCACCAGUUGGUGCUCGGGCCCGUUCUGUUGAUGAUCUGGGUGGUGAGAGUAGUACAGGGAAACGGGUUUCUAGGACUGAACAAACAGUGCCAGAUGGUGAUGUUCCGGACGAGGAGGAUAUUCCACCUGCCUAUGAGGCGAAUGAGAGUUCUCUUCAGCCGGAGAUCAAGUCGCCGUCUGGGAGGAUGGAGAUGAGCUUAAGGGGGGUUUGA
Molecule: messenger RNA, 1608 nt
Organism: Penicillium salamii
Lineage: Eukaryota; Fungi; Ascomycota; Eurotiomycetes; Eurotiales; Aspergillaceae
Source: the annotation of a GenBank genome assembly